UUAUAUUCAACAAUUUUUGAUCAGAUAAAUUCUGAAACCUUUGAGAACCUUUCGUUCUUUCAUCAUAUUAUGCUUAAUGGAAUGGGAGAAUGUGGAAAGUCUCUUUGAAUGGUAUAAAAAGAUCUUUUAUCUUUUUAUCUAUGACAUUGAAGAUGGGAGUAAUUUAAAAUUUCUAUUCUCUUCUGUGGAAGUAACCUUUAAAAAAUGGCUAGUUUAAUACCAAAAUUAUUAAAUAAUUUUAGCAGAUUAGCUUUACAAAAUAGCAAAAAACUAAAUACGCGAUCUGCACAAGUGGAGAAAUUAUCUAGCAUAUUGACCAAAUGUUAUGGGACGCAAGCAACACCGUACGAAAUUAUCGAUGAAGAAAAAGACAAUAAAAAAUCUGAUGAAAUAAUCCAAAAAGUACAGAGCCAAUUGACAGAGUCAAAAGAAGGGAGAUUGUUUGCAAUUGUACAUUUAGCUGGAAAACAGUUCCGGAUUACAGAAGGAGAUGUAGUGGUUGUAGAAGGCUACUGGCCACCAUCUUGUGGUGAGAGAAUUUCUUUGGACAAGGUGUUACUAGUUGGAGCUUCAGAUUUCACUUUAAUAGGUAGGCCAGUUGUUCAAAAUGGUUUAGUUAACAUUGAAGCAACAGUUAUAGAAAAAACGUUGUCUCACACAAAAACUCACUUUCGUAAAAAGAGGAGGAAACAGUAUAUGAGAAUUCAUUUUUAUAAGAUACCUCAAACUCAUUUAAGAAUCAAUAGGAUAAGUAUUGUAGGAGAGUUAAACAAUCCUCCAGAAGUUAGUGGAUUAGAGAAAGCAAUCUUCUAGUUUUAAAUUAAAUUUGUAACAUAAAAAAUAAAAAUACCUAGUUAAAUAUUU
This is a messenger RNA of Sitophilus oryzae (rice weevil), 864 nucleotides long. It is a transcript of the gene mRpL21, whose product is annotated as 39S ribosomal protein L21, mitochondrial. The transcript is spliced from 4 exons. Gene Ontology annotation, biological process: translation. The record is from RefSeq and is a predicted model, not a curated record. Lineage: Eukaryota; Metazoa; Arthropoda; Insecta; Coleoptera; Curculionidae. Gene Ontology annotation, cellular component: mitochondrial large ribosomal subunit; ribosome. Gene Ontology annotation, molecular function: RNA binding; structural constituent of ribosome. The coding region runs from base 205 to 813 and encodes 202 amino acids.